AUGGGUGGAGAAAGUAGUUGGAGUGUGAGUGUAAACGCUAGCAGUGUCGGUGAGGCGGCAUCACGUAACUCUUUCUUCACUGCUAUGAAUACAAUCAUUGCUUGUCUUGCGGUGCUUGGUAAUAGCAUGGUAAUCACAGUGAUGGUGAGCAGACAACGGGCCUUUGAUUCCUUCACUAACCGUCUCAUCCUUCAUCAGUCCGUUAUAGACACCAUUGCUGGUGUCGUCUUCUUCUUGCAUAAGGUCAUCAGACCAGUCGAGAUGACGGUGACUCUGGAAGGUAACGUCUACGAUCAACUGGUGUGUCGUUUAAUAUCCUCGGACUUUCUUCUUUGGGCAGUUAAUAUAGCAUCCACCUACAACCUGGUCAUUAUUUCACUAGAGCGACUCGUGGCAACUUGCUACCCGGUGAAGUAUCGCAAUACCGUGUCUAGUGCUUUGCUGAAGUAUGCUUUAGGGGCUUCCUGGAGCUUAGGGCUCGUCUAUGCUUCCCAUUUGAUCAUGGUCUUUGAGCCCAAUAACGGACGUUGUCGUGACGUAGAUGUGCAACUUGGCAUUCGUCUAAUGGCUGGCUCAAUAGUAUUGUCUGUUGAGUAUUUCAUUCCUCUCAUAAUCAUAGUCGUAUCCUAUACGAAGAUCGUGAUCAUGCUGAGCAAGAAACUUGAUAAACCGGUAAAUGCCCGGCAGCACAGACUGAUUGAAGCGAAGAAAAAUGUCCUAACCACAGUCAUACUUGCUGGUGUCAUGUUCGUGAUCUGCUGGACGCCAACUGAGUACGACUACAUGAAAGCACUCUUCUUCCUUGAGUUUUGGGAUGAGACUAUUUACGAUGCCCUGACUGGACUAUUGGCCUGCAAUAUGUUUGUGAACCCCAUCAUUUACUGCUUAAACUACAAACACUUCAGGCGUCAAUUGAGUAUUCUUGUGGGUAAGGGUUGUCGAUCCAAUCGGGUAGAGGAUCAGCCAGUCCGGUUAGCGUCAAGGGGCGAUUUGCAACCCCGGCCUCCACAGUUGGCUCGCCCGCAGAUUGUACCCGUUGCAACUAUAUCUUCAAAGAAAGGGUAG
Asterias rubens (European starfish) is the source of this 1065-nucleotide messenger RNA. Its product is annotated as galanin receptor type 2-like. The transcript has a single exon. Gene Ontology annotation, molecular function: G protein-coupled receptor activity. The record is from RefSeq and is a predicted model, not a curated record. NCBI's taxonomy places the organism in Eukaryota, Metazoa, Echinodermata, Asteroidea, Forcipulatida, Asteriidae. The coding region runs from base 1 to 1065 and encodes 354 amino acids. Gene Ontology annotation, cellular component: membrane. Gene Ontology annotation, biological process: G protein-coupled receptor signaling pathway.